Thunnus maccoyii (southern bluefin tuna) is the source of this 4543-nucleotide messenger RNA. RefSeq names its product ADP-ribosylation factor-like 13A (gene arl13a). The record is from RefSeq and is a predicted model, not a curated record. Gene Ontology annotation, molecular function: GTP binding; GTPase activity. Lineage: Eukaryota; Metazoa; Chordata; Actinopteri; Scombriformes; Scombridae. The transcript is spliced from 9 exons. Gene Ontology annotation, cellular component: non-motile cilium; ciliary membrane. Gene Ontology annotation, biological process: receptor localization to non-motile cilium; non-motile cilium assembly. Bases 1750 to 3162 code for a protein of 470 amino acids.
GUAAAUGUACUUAGUUACUUUCCACCACUGCAACAGACUGACAGAAAAGCAAGCUGUCUUUCUAAAGUAGAUACUGUAACACAGACUGCAAAAGCAGUCGGGGGUCUUUUAAAGCAUGUUUGCAAUGUGGAAAACUGGAGCAGCAAAUGGGGGUGUGGUAGCUCUGCUCAGCUGCAGCUGUUUUUGCUGUCUGUCUGUGUGUGUUUGUGUGUGUGUUUGUGUGUGGGUAUGACUCAAGUCACUUUCAAGGACACACACCAGACUUAAGACCAUUGACUGGGGACAAAAUCUGUGUACCCAAGUGGUGAAACGCAGAUUUUUUGGUUAGUGGUUAAGGUUAGGGUACGCAUUAGAUUUAGGCAAGCAGUGGUUAUGGCUAGGCUUAGGGUAAGUCUCCAGGAAAUGAAUGUAAGUCUAUGUGUGUACAUGUGUGGGUGUGUUUGUGCACUUGUGUGCGUUUGUGUUUGUGUGUAUGUGUCAGUGUCAGCUGACACAGGGCUGUGGUCAGAGUCUGUGAUGAGUCUAGUCAGCAGAGGAAGGCAGUGCCUGAUUGGACAGUGGUUUAAUGACUUAAUGAGAUAAAGCCUGUAAACAAAGCAUGGCUCCAGGUCUCUACAAGCUGUCACUGAACAUUUAUUCACCUAAAGUUUAAUUUCAUUACAGCUGCAGAAGCUCUGCUGCUCAGUCUGCUGUCUGUUUUCUCCAGAUUUUCCUAAACAUAAACAUUAAAAUACUAAAUGACAGUAAUGUAGAUUGGUGGAUACAACAUCUGGUAAUCAAAAAUAUGUACGUUCAGUAUGCUGCAGAGGAAAUUCAUCUUAGCUUGUUGAGGAGCAUAAAGACAUGAUAUUAUUUUAACAGACUAAGCAAAAAAGGCACAGCAGCCUCUGGCGGUGAAAAUAGAUCCUGUGAACAUGAUGCCAUCUGGUGGCAGAAGCUGCAUUACAAUAUGUGUUGUACGGCUUAACUAUGCUAUUAACACCAUUAUGUAAUAUGUUUAUCCUCUGUAAAUGUUAUAGUGAAUCACUGUUGUACCUGAAAAUAAUUAUAUGUAUAAUCAAAUAAAUAUAUUGAUAUCUCUCUUCAAAUUAAAGUUUUGAUAUUAUUCAUCCAUUAAGUAAAGAAAUGAGGUAUAUAAUAAACUUGUCUUUCCCAUUUCCAGUUAUAUAUAAUCAUGUUCUCCUCCUUUCAUUUGUAUUUAACUUUUAAAAAUAUUUUAUUAUAAAAUAUUGACAUUGUUGUUUUUGACUUCACCCCUAAUUCAGUCAAAAUGUACCUCACAGGAAACAAUACAUGUAUUUUAAGCUUCAGUUCCAAUUAUACAUGUUAACUCAGGUAAAAUUAUACCUGUAAACUCAGCCAGCUUGUAGCGUGACACCUCAUGACCAUCAUUCAUUAUCUGCCUGUGUGACUACAAUUGUGCAGCCUAAAUCUGUCACAAACACUCUGCACGCAGCUACUUUCAGACAAAAGAAGGAGAUCACAGCACGUCACAGAUCACACCAUGAGAUACAUUUAGUUCUCUUGGACGGAUAUAUGCACCUUCAUUUGUUCUAGGAAAAGAAGAACCACGCCAUCCAAUGGGGUGAAUGAUUGGCUCAGCGGUCUCUGGGAUUGGUUGAAAUACCAAACCACAUUUCCCAGGCCGCACCUCCCACAUGGGGUGACCAAAGGCUUAGUGUGAGCCUGAUUAAGUUUUGUAGCCGGUGGGUACAAGAUGUUAGUAGAGACGUGCACCCAAACAAAUGCAUGGACAUAGACUUACUUCUGUACCAGUUCCAGAGAAAAUGGUGGCCACUGUGCUCACCUUGCUCACCUCACGCAACAAUGUUCAACCUGAUGAGCAACUGCUGCACCUGGGUCUCCAAAAUACAGGAGCCAAUCAGGAAAGUGACCAUUCUUGUGGUCGGUCUUGACAAAGCAGGAAAAACAUCCUCUAUCCGAGGGAUGUUAAGAGGUAACUCAACUUUCAAACUGAAUUAUUUUUUAAUAGUGCUUAAUGUAGAAAUACAGCAAAUAACCCACCUGUGUCUUGCCUCUCCAGUCCCCUACAGUGUGGAAUCAGGACCCACCCAAGACUGUGUCAGAAAUGAGCUGCGAGUGGAGAAUUACCUGGUCACCCUGUUGGAUGUCGGAGGAUCGGCAGGGUCGCGGGAGGCCUGGAAGGAGCUUUGUGGAGAGGCCCAUGGGAUCAUCUUUGUGGUGGACUCCAGUGACAGGCAUAGGAUGAAGGAGGUCAAGGAGGUUCUGGCUGACUUGCUGAAGCAACCAAGGGUGGCAGGAAAACCCAUACUGGUGUUGGCUAACAAACAGGACAAAAUGAACGCUUUGCUGGGAAGUGAGCUGAUUGAGAUGCUGUCUUUGGAGAGGCUGGUCAACCAGAGCCGCUCUCUGUGCCAUAUUGAGCCUUGUUCAGCCUUAAUGGACCUGCGGCGCUGGUCAGACAGGAAGACUCUACGAGGCCUUCGCUGGUUGCUGCGUGCUGUUUACCUGGAUUAUCCGGAGCUGUGUACUCGUGUAGCCCAGGACAGCAAGAGGCCUCUGGAAGCAAGAGAGAAGGAGAAGAACAGGAAAGCAGAGAAAGUUCGCAAAAAAACCAAGAGCGAGAGGAUGCGAUCCAGCAAGUCAGAUCUUCGCCAGGUUCAUCGGCCGAAGGACAAGGAGAAAAAGACCAAGGGGGAGGGAAAGCUGCAGCCCAUUCGAAACAUGCUGCAAAAGGAGACAACGCUGAAAAAGAAGCUGAGGACAAAGAAGAAGAAGAAGCCUGUUAAGGUCAAAGAGGGUGAAACAAAUCAGGAGGAAGUAAAUGAUCAGGAGGAGGAGGAGGGCGACGGAAAUGAAGCAGAGCAUGAGCCCUCAGGUCACAGAGAGAAAGCCAGCAGUGCCCUGAUCCCCCCGAAAAAAGGCAAACUGAAACGCAAAACGAAGGUGAAAGAGGAGACUCUGGAUGUACCAGAAUCACUGGACAACGAUGACAAGCCACUCAAAGCUAAAGGGGACAAGAAGAAAAAGAAGAAGGUCGUGAAAGUAAAAAGGAAGAACAAGAUCAACACAGAGGGGGUGCCUGCAGCGUACUCUCAGCCUGUGGACCUGUCUGCAACCUUUGAUCUUUAUCGAAAAGCAAUACUGGCUCUGAAGGAACGUCAGGAUCAGGGACAGUGAGAGUGAAUCCCGGUUGCGUCCUGCGGUCUGAGUGUGAGGAUGUGGUCCGCAGCAGUAGUAUACGCUCACACUACAUCCCUUCACAAACUCUCACACCCUUUCUUUGACACUCAGCGGGGGAAAGACGGAGACACAGAUUCUGACUGAUAUUAUUUAUCACUUUCUAUACACUCUACCACCUCAGGCCUGAUCCCUGAACCUUUGGAGUGAAACUGGAAAUUCCAAUGCGUAGUGAAGGGCAGGCAAAUAUUGAUGUAAUAAUAUAGAAAUAACAUAAAUAAUAUACAAUUUUAAAAAGAUAAGUUAUAGAUAAACGUGUGCACUUGGCCAAAACAUUAAAGAAGAUUUUGUUUGUAUAAUCUAUGCAGAUUUGCUUGUAAAGGAAACACGAUUUUUGAACUGUAUCUGUUUUUUUUAAUGACUAUUUGACCAUUUUUCAGCAAUGAACAAUACUGUAAGCAGGGCAUUGUUGAAGUGAUUAACAGAUCCAUCAAACUGUAUAAUAAACAUUGUUUUUGUCACAACUUGUAUGUAAUUUCUUUUUACUUUACAGCAGCAGAGACGAAAUUCAUACCUAAUGUUAUAAUUGCAAGCAGGCUAUUAACAGGCUGUGCUACAAGACUUUGGAUUGCUUAGAUUUAAAAAUCCACAUAGAAAAUGAACAAGAGCUCAAUUAUAUUGUUCUAUCGAUUUUAUCAAACCUGAGCCCCAAAAUGCUUAAGACAUUCCUCCUCCAGUCAUCCUCACCAUCCUCUACUAUCCACAAUAUAAUUCCUAUAUAUAAUCAAGCAACUCUGUAUUUACCAGAUGGCAUAACAAGUUUGGGUCUUAGAGUGCCAGCUUCUGAUUUUGGCAGUUCAGUUUGAUUAAAAUUGGUUGUGUUGACAAUAUUAAGUGUCCUAGAUUUGAGCAAUCACAAAAACAAAUGUCAAAAUUGUGUCACUAAAAUGUAAGUAAUACAAUAACUUAUAGUUUUACAUGAUAUCUGCAAUGCUUCUGAAAUGUAUCACUGGGAAACUACAGAUUUUUGUUCACCUAGGUUUGAACACCAUCCUCUUGUUUGUAUUAAGGACACACUUUGUUGCUUUUUACAACAACAAACGUGAUGGGAUAUGGGCCAGGGAGCCAUCAGGGGCAUGUGGAUAACUUUCUAAGCUAAGAGAGGGAAGGAAGCUAAGAGUGGACUAAAAUGCCUCUUUGCAAAUACUAAACAGAGCUAGCUUAAUGAGGGAAAAUUGUUUAGCCAUUUUUAGUGUUUUAGCAGUGCUUUAACAUGACAAACACCAUCUUGGUUGGGUCCAUCGAAAGUCCACGUCAGGCUACAUUGAUAUUCAUAAAUAUCUUAGAUUGUCAUUUCACUGCAGCCUAAUCUCUUUUUGAA